AUGGAGAAUCCACUUGACUUUGAUGCCUGGGUUCUUGAUGGUCAAGAUAUCUUCAGCAAGAUCUCGGAACUUCCCCCGUUGGAAAGCCUUUUCGAGCCGCUAAAUUUGCCACCGUUUGUGCCCUAUGACAAGAACUUUAAUGGCUUCAAAAACAAUGAAGAUAUCAGCAAUGAUAAUAUAUUCUCUGAGAGUAAUCUUGAUUCUUGGUACAAUCGAGAAAAUGUUAUUGACACCAAGCCGGUGAUAAACCCUGGCAUCCAAUAUCCUUCUUAUAGCCUAAACCUUGACAACAGUGUCAUUAAAAGUGAACUGCUGAAUGAAGUUUCAAUGAUGUUGGUCCAAAGUGAUUGUGCUAGUUCUUCAAGCAUGAAAGAAGAAGAAGAAGUUAGAAAGAUGAGUGGGAGGAAGAGGUCUGUUGGAUUGGAACUGGAAGAAAUUCAAAGGCAUUUCAACAUGCCAAUCACUCAAGCAGCUAGGGAAAUGAAAGUGGGGUUAACAGUAUUGAAAAAAAGAUGCAGAGAGCUUAGGAUAAUGAGGUGGCCUCACAGGAAGAUCAAGAGCUUGACUUCUCUUAUCAACAAUGUCAAGGAAAUGGGGCUAAGUGAAUAUGAGGCGAUCAUGUUGGAGGAGCAUAAAAGGCUUAUCGAAGAACUGCCAGACUUGGAAUUGACAGAAAGAACAAAGAAGCUGAGGCAGGCUUGUUUCAAAGCCAAUUACAAGAAGAGAAGGCUUUCGGCAGCUUAUUCUUGA
Messenger RNA from Populus euphratica (Euphrates poplar), 750 nucleotides. Its product is annotated as protein RKD4-like. The transcript has 3 exons. Gene Ontology annotation, molecular function: DNA-binding transcription factor activity. NCBI's taxonomy places the organism in Eukaryota, Viridiplantae, Streptophyta, Magnoliopsida, Malpighiales, Salicaceae. The record is from RefSeq and is a predicted model, not a curated record. The coding region runs from base 1 to 750 and encodes 249 amino acids.